AUGGCGUCUUUACUGGGCGCUGGUUAUUACUCCAGCGAUGAUGAUGCCACGGUGCCCAAGGCUCAGGUCACCACCGCAACCAAGGUGGUUGCGGCUCCAGAAGUCAAUACAGAGGACCAUGCGCAUAUGCAAAUGACCCUCGCCAACACCUCAUCCCAAGCCCUGACCUACAACGCCACCUACGAUGAUUUGAUGCGCCCGUCUCAAGGACCCGUGAACCCUUUCAAGCCAGCCGGCCCCGGAAACGGAAUUAAGAGGAAGAAUGUCCCAACCGGCUUUGCCGAGGAGGCUGCCAUCAGCGAGUCGACCUUCGCCGCGCAGCACCGCACGUUCCAGAGCUUGGGCUACACGCGCAACCCGACUGCGCCGGAUCAGUUUGUCGGAGACAUGGAUAAAGUUGCGCAAUAUGGGGGGCGUGAUGUUGUACAGAUGAGACCCAGCAAGGAAGCCUCGGCUGCAUGGCGAUCGAAGCGGCAAAAGAAGGGCGACUCGAGCAUCGUCGAGGGCGAAGGCGCGUACCUUGGGCCCUGGGCGAAAUACACAAACGAUCAACAAUAUGACGAGGUCGAGGUCGCUGAGGGCGAAGAGCGCGAGCUGGCGAGUGAUGAGGAGUGGGUGGAGGAAGACGAGACCCUGGCCCCCGCGGCGCCCAUGCCGGCCAUGAGCAAAGAGGCCACCGAGUACCAGGGCGACACAUCCAAAGUCGAAACGACUGAAUUCCACGGCUCCGAGCAGUUCGACUACAUGGGUCGGACGUACAUGCAUGUGCCUCAGGACCUGGAUAUUGACCUGCACAAGGAACCGGGCAGUGUCAAAAACUACGUGCCAAAGAAACUCAUCCACACCUGGAAGUCACACACCAAGGCCAUCACCUCACUUCGUUUCUUCCCCGGAUCGGGCCACUUGCUGCUCUCGUCGGCUGCCGACGGCAAAGCCAAGAUCUGGGAUGCAUACCACUCCCGCGAGCUACUGCGGACUUUCUCGGGUCACUCCAAGGCCAUCACAGAUACGGACUUCGACCCUACAGGGCGGACUUUCCUUACCGGCUCGUUCGACCGCCAGAUUAAGCUCUGGGAUACCGAGUAUGGUAAAUGCUUGGGACGGUUCUCGACUGGCAAGAUCCCCCACGUCGUGCGAUUCAACCCCAGCCCGGAGCACCAGCAUGAGUUCUUGGCUGGUAUGUCCGACAAGAAGAUUGUCCAGUUCGAUACACGAACAAGUGAAGUGGUUCAAGAAUACGAUCACCAUCUGGCAGCCGUCAACACCAUCACCUUCGUCGACGACAACCGUCGCUUCAUCACCACCUCCGACGACAAGUCCUUGCGUGCGUGGGAGUACGGCAUUCCCGUACCGAUCAAAUUCAUCGCCGAACCCUACAUGUUCGCUCUCACCCGGGCGACGCCACAUCCCAAUGGCAAGUACGUGGCCUUCCAAUCAGGCGACAACCAGAUUGUCGUCUACGGAGCCACCGACAAGUUCCGACAGAAUCGCAAGAAGAGCUUCCGCGGGCACAACGUUGCCGGAUACGGUAUUGACAUCAAGAUCUCGCCAGACGGUCAGUUCAUUGCCUCUGGCGACAGCGGUGGCUUCGCUUGUUUCUGGGAUUGGAAGACGGGUAAAAUGUAUCAUAAGCUGCCGGCGGGCGGCAAAGAAGGCGGCGCCGUUACGUGCCUGGACUGGCAUCCUCAGGAAACCAGCAAGGUGGUUACGGGUGCGUUGGACGGACUUAUCAAGUAUUGGGAUUAG
This is a messenger RNA of Penicillium cinerascens, 1746 nucleotides long. Its product is annotated as WD40 repeat domain-containing protein. NCBI's taxonomy places the organism in Eukaryota, Fungi, Ascomycota, Eurotiomycetes, Eurotiales, Aspergillaceae. Gene Ontology annotation, biological process: mRNA splicing, via spliceosome. Gene Ontology annotation, molecular function: mRNA binding; protein binding. Gene Ontology annotation, cellular component: catalytic step 2 spliceosome. The transcript is spliced from 2 exons. Bases 1 to 1746 code for a protein of 581 amino acids. The record is from RefSeq and is a predicted model, not a curated record.